Molecule: messenger RNA, 945 nt
Organism: Peronospora belbahrii
Lineage: Eukaryota; Oomycota; Peronosporomycetes; Peronosporales; Peronosporaceae
Source: the annotation of a GenBank genome assembly
AUGCCGCGUGUGCGCUUCUUGCGUUGCACGGCUGAGUCGCUCUGUCGCACUUACCGGUUGAAAAAUCCCGCUAAAAUUUGCAAUUUGCGAGAGGACUCGCUGGGGCAAAUUCUGGUGUACGGCAACAUUUUUGCAGGUGGACAGGUGCUCGUGGUAGACACCUGCAUGGGUUUGGUCGCUGGCGCAAUCGCUGAGCGUCAGGGAGGUUCCGGACGCAUCAUUUGUCCGUACGAUGGUCAGCAGCCUGCUGCCGAUAUCCUGCGACGUUUUAACUUUGACAAGCGCACGCUGGAGUCCAUCCACUACAUGCCGUUCAAGCAAGUGCGUUUGCUUGAGUUGACAGAAGAAGAAGUGGUGGAGCCUCCGAAAGUAGCUAGGGACGGUUUGACAUCGGAAGAGAGGGAACGUCUCGAAGCGGAACGUGCAAAAAUGUUUACACCGGUGCAGCAGAAGCGAUACGCUGAAAAGAAGGCACGUCGUGAGGAGACCAAGAUUUUUCGUCAGAAACCAUCGACAAUACGCCAGUGGGCUCGUGAUCAGUGCGAUAGCCUGGUAAUCGCGUCAAAUUACGAUCCAGAGGAGGUUUUAAUGGCUUUGUUGCCGUACUUGGGCCGAUCAAAGCCAUUUGUCGUCUACUCUGAAUUCCUCGAGCCCUUGACCCGGACUUUUGCUAGACUUCAGAAGAUGGAAGCCGUCAUUGAUCUUCAGCUGAACGAGACAUGGACCCGGGAGAACCAGGUGUUGCCAGGUCGAACUCACCCAGAGAUGAAUAUGAGCGCUUGCAGUGGUUAUUUACUAUGGGGAAUCAAGAUUCUUGACGUUCCGCCUCUAGGAGGUUUGCGUAGCAUUUCUGAACAAGCAAAGCAAGAUAAUACGGAAUCCAAUGGAUCUUCAGCACUGAAAAAGCUGAGAACGGAGGCCAGCCAAUCAACGUCACGCGCUUGA